Fomitopsis serialis is the source of this 1845-nucleotide messenger RNA. RefSeq lists its product as uncharacterized. Bases 1 to 1845 code for a protein of 614 amino acids. The transcript is spliced from 7 exons. The record is from RefSeq and is a predicted model, not a curated record. NCBI's taxonomy places the organism in Eukaryota, Fungi, Basidiomycota, Agaricomycetes, Polyporales, Fomitopsidaceae.
AUGUCCGAGAGACGCUGCUGGGUACACAAGAGCUCUUCAAGUAAUCGCCCUAGGUUGUCCCAGCUCUUGGAGGUAUACAAGCUGUUGGGCGGCCAGAGCGUUUUUCCUGAUGCCAUACAUGUAUCAUCCGUGGACUUCCAUACCUACGUCUUGGAUCUCAUCAAGACUAUCGUGUCGGCUAUGGAGGCAUCACCCCAGCGAUACAUCUUUGGCGCAGCAUCAAAUAUGCACCUACUGGUCGAACACGAGCGCCAGCCACUUCAACUUCUUGGAUUCCGCAACAAGGGCUCUACGCAAAACUCAGCACUCGUUACGCUUAAACGGCAGGCGCUCACCGCGCAGCUUACCUUGAGUGAUAUGCUCAUGGACAAGACCCGCUACUUCAAGCCUGAUCUCUCCCUCGAGGAUGGUCACUUCGUCGUCCACUUCACCACUGCAACAUCUGGUGGCGAGUCGGACGGAGCAUCGGAUGGUGAGGAGGAAGCCCUAGCCAUUCUCUCUCAAGGCCUAGCCAUUUCGAACAACACUUCUCCAGAGGCUGGCAACACUGCUGACAAUCCCUUCUGCCCGCAGAUCGAGGAUGCGGUGGCAGCAGCGGUGCCAUCUGAGCCAACUGCCAGUCUUCGCCGCUCUUCUAGGCUGGCGUCCAGCGAUAGGACUACCAUGGCCUCGCAUCCUACUGCCAACACCGGAAGUAGCAACAUUAGCUUCCCGGUCUCUUCCUUACAACGCACUGGUUCUAUUGCUGAGAUCAGGUCUCUACCACCACGGAUCUGGACUGGGGAGGUAGCCUUUGCCACAUCGCACGCCUCAGAUGAAUACUUUGAUCUUGACGGCUUCGCCGACAAUAUCUAUGCUGCGGCCAAUCCCGGAGAUCCUCCUGCUGCCUUACAUGUCAUCGCUGGCCCUGAUGUCACUGACGUCGCUGCCAAGAUGCGCGAAUACAUAGAGCAAGCCUUGGAAUCCAACGAUUUCUCUCAGAUCCUCGCUCCAGAGAGACAAGGCCUUGAUGGCCGUCUGAGGCAAUGCGGGCAAGGCAUAGAGCGCGAGGUACUCCAGCUCUUAUUCGAAAAGUACAGCGGAGACAAGCCCAAAUGGUUUGAGUCCAGAGCGGAUGAGCGGUCUUCCAUUGCCACGUCGUUGACUAUGGCGGCGUCUCGAUACUUGCCAGCAAACCGCACUCGCGACUUGGGCGUCCUGGGUGCAGUGGCUGCCUUGAUGAUGAUCAACGGCGCACCUCCUGAGCCGCUAGACCCUGUGUUCCUGCAUUAUUGCCUCAACGACUGCGACAUAACGAAGAUUAGUCCUGAAUUGGUCGGCGAGUGGCACCCUGACUUGAAGGAGUUCCUCCAGAACUGGCUCAGCCUAGGCCCAACGGACGACAUCAGGGGCUUUCGGUCAUUCCUUGCUCAAUAUUUAUCUCUUGACGUGCAGCUACUGCAGGACCGCAGCGAGGAGUCCCAUCAUGUUAUAGCAGUAGACAUGCUUUAUCGUGUCAUAGUUGGCACUGAACCUCCCGAACACCCAGAGCUCCAGGCGUUCAUGCGUGGUCUCCGCCUAGCAUGCAAGAAUGGCUUCUCUUUCCCUGACGCUGUCCAGAAACUGCAAAGCGGCGCACAGAUGUUCUACAGUCUUCUUUGGGUAUCCUCUGUCUCGUCAUAUGACUCCCUCCUUCAGCACGUACGCAUCAGGAACAUGACUGCGGACAAGAGGGAAGCCUUCCGUGCUGCUGUACAAGGCUCAGGAUGCGAGACGACGACACCGGAGUCACUGCUUGCGGACUAUCUCAAGGGUUCCGGUGUUCCGUGUCCUCAUCUCUUCGAACAAGCUAAGCGAGCCUACUGA